AUGGCCAUGCUGAAGGAGGUACUUUCCGGAUUAACAAAUACCAACCAGAAAAUAACCACAUUAGAGAGGAGGAUGGCAUCAUUGGAGGGAAAAAUAGACCUUAUGGUCGAACAUCAAAACCUGAGACAACAGAUGGCCCCGGCAGCAGAAAUCUCGGAGGAUGAGAUUCCGAUAGUGCCCGCCGACCUCACCAUAGACGAGGAGAUUCUACACGGGAUGAGGUGCCAGGCCAACUCAGCUGGGAACUUCGGCAAACUUUUAUGUGAGAGGAUGUUUUCAGAACUGUUUGGGCCCGGCAACCUUCGGUUGGCGUACAGCUGGAACGGUGGUGGCAUGCACCAGAAACAGGAAUUGGACGCAAGAAGGAAAGACGUUUUAAGAAAGUAUGUUCAACAGUUCUACCCAGAAGUGCGGAAACACGAACAUUUCCGGGCAGCUGUUGUCACCAAGAUUAAUGAAGGCCUUAGGCGUCCCGUCGUCAAAUUAUGCCGUCGGAGGGACGUCGAGUCCACACAUUUGUAA
This is a messenger RNA of Pecten maximus, 522 nucleotides long. Its product is annotated as BEN domain-containing protein 3-like. The transcript has a single exon. The record is from RefSeq and is a predicted model, not a curated record. Gene Ontology annotation, cellular component: heterochromatin. Gene Ontology annotation, biological process: rDNA heterochromatin formation. Bases 1 to 522 code for a protein of 173 amino acids. Gene Ontology annotation, molecular function: DNA binding. NCBI's taxonomy places the organism in Eukaryota, Metazoa, Mollusca, Bivalvia, Pectinida, Pectinidae.